Messenger RNA from Macrosiphum euphorbiae (potato aphid), 1083 nucleotides. The record is from the annotation of a GenBank genome assembly. NCBI's taxonomy places the organism in Eukaryota, Metazoa, Arthropoda, Insecta, Hemiptera, Aphididae.
AUGGCGAUGAACAAGGAAAACGUAAUGGACAACUCGCAACAACUACAGAUGACAAAUAAAAACUUUUUUGAAUCUGUGUCUGCCUAUAGAGCAAACUUUGAUGCAACAAUCGAACCCUUACUGAAAGAUAAUCCGAGACGUUUUGUCAUAUUCCCGAUAAUAUAUGAUGAUAUUUGGGCCAUGUACAAAAAACAAGAAGCUUCUUUUUGGAAUGUAGAAGAAGUCAAUUUGAAAUCGGAUCUUGAAGAUUGGAUGAGAUUGACUGACGAAGAGCGUCACUUUGUAUCCCACGUAUUAGCAUUUUUUGCUGCUUCGGAUGGCAUUGUCAAUGAAAAUCUUGUUGAACGAUUCUCUCAAGAAGUUCAAGUAACUGAGGCUAGAUGUUUUUAUGGGUUCCAAAUAAUGAUGGAAAAUAUCCAUUCGGAAAUGUAUAGCUUAUUAAUUGACACAUAUAUUCAAGACCCAAAAGAAAAAGACUUUUUAUUUAAUGCUAUUGAAACUAUGCCGUGUGUAAAAAAGAAGGCAGAUUGGGCUCUUAAGUGGAUCAGUGAUAGUAAAGCAACUUUUGGUGAACGGCUAGUUGCAUUUGCUGCUGUUGAAGGUAUAUUUUUCUCUGGAAGUUUUGCUGCAUUAUUUUGGUUGAAGAAAAGAGGAUUAAUGCCAGGUUUAACUUUUAGCAAUGAACUGAUUUCUAGAGAUGAGGGUUUACACACCGAUUUUGCCUGUCUCUUAUUUAAACAUUUAGAUCAAAAGCCACCUCAAGCUGUUAUCACACAUAUAAUUUGUGAAGCCGUGACUAUUGAACAAGAUUUUUUGACGAACGCUUUACCUGUUAGGAUGGUUGGCAUGAGCUGUGAAAAGAUGGCCGUGUAUAUUGAAUUUGUUGCUGAUAGGCUGUUAAACGAAUUGGGAUGUCCUGCAGUUUACAGAUCCUCAAACCCGUUCCCAUUUAUGGAACUUAUAUCUCAACAAGGAAAGACAAACUUCUUUGAAAAAAGGGUUGGCGACUAUCAAAAAGCUUCAGUGGCUGUUAUUGAAACUCCUCAAUUGUCGACAAUGGACAUAACUGAACAAGACUUUUAA